UUUUAUUAUUUUUUAUUUAUGUCGUCUUUAACAAGAGAGAAAGCUGAAGAAAUUUGUCAACAUAUUAGAACAAAUCCGGAUUCAAUUUUUGGACAAAAAUAUUGGCAAUGUAGACAUGCUUGUGUUGUUCAAUCUCAACAAAAGUCUGACAAAUGGGAGACACGUUUUUUGGCAAUUGCAAAAUUUCGAGUUUUUCUUCUCUAUGGAAAAAGUGUUUCUACUAUAAAGCUGGAAAAGUCUUUUAAUGUGCUGGCUUUACGAAAUUUGGAGUUGCUACAACAGGAGCAGAUUCUCCAAAUAGGCUGGGAAGACCGUCCUGGUGGCACAAAAUCGUUUUCUUCUACUCCAAUUGUCGUUCUUCAUUUAUUUCUUCGCAAACCUGAUGGAAGUAAAACAAAAGAUUUGGCAUUAGAAUUACUUUCAACAUUAAAACAUUAUUUUCCUGAAAUUCAAAAAAGUUUAACAAAAUUAUUUAUUUCUUUAUCUCCGCCUUUAAUCGCUGAUUUUGCUUUAUUACCUUUAUCUACACCGGAAUUGCCUUGUUAUAAUUUUCGACGUUCUUAUGUUGCUUAUUGUGACUGGAUGGAACAGCCUUUUAGAGAUGAAAUUAUUUGGGAUAUUGAACGCAUUUACUUUUUUCAUGGACAACAUGAAUUGGAUUUAAAUGAUUUUAGUCAUCUUUCUUUAAAAGAUCAACAAGCCUUAAUAGGCUCUAUACAGUUUUCAAGUUUCUUUACUGGAAUUUUUGCAGAUUCCCUCAGAUUACAAAACGAACACAUCGAUUCUUUAUUUUUAUUAAUUCGUCGUUCACAUUCUUUACGUUCUCUUUACUUUAAUCGCUGCACUCUUCCGAUUAAAGAUUUUUUGACUCAAUUUUCUAUUGCUCUUUCAACAAAUAUUAAUUUGCCUUUGGAACGGCUUCGAUUGGUUGGAAUUGUUUUGGAAGAUAAAAAAGGCCUAACUCAAUUGGGCACUCUUCUUCCCCAACUUUCUUCUUUGCGUGCUUUAUCAUUCGCUGAAUGCCUUUUAAGUGAAAAAUGUGCUUUAGCUCUUCUAAAUGGAUUACAUCACGGCAUUAGAUUAGCAAAUGAUUCGGCAAAAGGUGAAGAUGCUACAGUGACUGGAAAUACUUUAAUUAAUUCUGAUAACGGAAGAUUUCAAUUAGAGGCUUUAAAUUUAAGUGGAAAUCCGUUGGGAAGUGGAGUAGAACUUGCUGAACAAUUGGCUAAUUUUUUGGCUUUAAAUACAGGAGCAAUUCGCUUUUUGGAUUUAAAUGGAACGGCAAUUCAAUUGGAUCGUCUCUGGGCUGCUCUCAAAUUGGGUGGUCUUGGUCUAGAAGUUCUCCGUCUUGGUGGUUGUCAUAUUGCUCAAACUAAAAGAAGUGUUCGAAAUAGUGGAAAAGACAGUGCUCAAAUUGCUAAUGAAUUAUUUAGUUCUUUUCUUUCACUUAAAGAAUUGGACUUAACGGGAACACAUUUAACUGCAGAACUUUUAAGUGGAAUACUUGAAGGUAUUUCAACAAAUCCAAAUCUCCCGUCUUCUUCUCUUGCCUUUUGCCUUGAUAAUUGUAUUGUUGGUUCUACAACUCAAUGUGUUAAUGUUUUUGAGCAAUAUUUGCUUGAAUGUCCCUGUAUUUGUUCCUUAUCUUUACGUGAUAAUUCUUUAGAGCAUGAGACAUAUCGCCUUCUUCCAAUAAUUUGCAAAAUGCGAGGGCUCCGUAAAUUUGACAUUGGUGGUGCCAACUUUUUUGGCCUCAAAGCAAACAAAAAACAUGCACAAAUGUUGUCUGCUAUUGUUACAGAAUUUGUUAGACUUGUUAAUGGAGAGGAUGAGGAAUCUAAUUUGGAUGAAUUGUCGUUGUCAGAUUCUCGGCUUGGUUCUCAUUUAAGUAUUCUUUUGAAUGCUUUAGGGCUUUCUAGAUCACUUCGGAAACUCAAUCUAUCUAAUUGCGAUCUUGGUCCAGGCGGUGCUCGCCUUCUCAGCAAAUCACUUCAAUUAAACCAAUCGUUACGCCAACUUUCACUCGAUCGUAACCAAAUUGGUAUUGAUGGUUUUUAUGAAUUGGCACGUGCUUUAAGGCUUAACAAUACUUUGUUGGCUUUGGAUUUGCCUACUUCUGAUUUGUCUGAUUCAAUGGCACUUUUAGCUAGAAUACCAAUUGAAAGAGCUCGUUUAAUGGCUAUAAUUGCUGAAAUUGAGGAAGCUUUGAAACGAAAUGUUGAUUUUUCUUUAACAAACGGACCGAAAAAUGGACAAUUGGCAAUGAAAGCAAUGCAUUCUUUGAAUAUUGGAUGUGAUCGUUACAAUAUAAAUGGCUCUGAAACCAGUGAAAUUAAAAAAGUUGCUUUUCACAAAAUUGGAAAAUUAAUUGCACAAAUUGGAGAACAAAAAUCUGAUGAUAUUAAUAUAUUCAAUGAUUCAUUUAAAAAUAAUGGGGAUAAGAGAAGGACAAAAAUUGUCGAUAAAUUUAUUGAAGAACUUGGGCAAUUUGUCGAGGACAAUAAUAAAAAUUUUUUACAAUCUUUCUCUGAUCGUCUAGCUGCCCAAGAAUGUGUAGAAAUUUGUUCACUUAAUAAUCAACAGCCUGAUAUUAUUAACAAUAUUUCUGAAAAUCAUGCAAAAGAAGAUCAACUUAAAGAAAAAUUAACACAAUUCUUUAACAGAUAUACAAGGCAAAAAACUAAUUUUAAAACUAAAUUUAAAGUAAAAAAAUUUAUUUUUUAGUGAAUGUGCAUGGGAACAUUUAUUUUCCAAAUUAGACAAUGCUUUACGUUCAGAUGAUCAAAAUUGCUUUAAAAUUUUGGAACAAAAACUUGGAGGAACUAUAAAAACUGCAACAAUAUCUAAUAGAAAAGGAAUUUUAUUGCGUUCCCCAGCAGAUUCUAA
Meloidogyne enterolobii is the source of this 2886-nucleotide messenger RNA. NCBI's taxonomy places the organism in Eukaryota, Metazoa, Nematoda, Chromadorea, Rhabditida, Meloidogynidae. The record is from the annotation of a GenBank genome assembly.